This is a messenger RNA of Ogataea philodendri, 1581 nucleotides long. RefSeq lists its product as uncharacterized. The transcript has a single exon. Gene Ontology annotation, biological process: carbohydrate transport; transmembrane transport. The coding region runs from base 1 to 1581 and encodes 526 amino acids. Gene Ontology annotation, cellular component: membrane. Lineage: Eukaryota; Fungi; Ascomycota; Pichiomycetes; Pichiales; Pichiaceae. Gene Ontology annotation, molecular function: carbohydrate:proton symporter activity. The record is from RefSeq and is a predicted model, not a curated record.
AUGGCUGGCGUUUCAGACUCUGCUGGAGAGAAGAUCUCUGCUGUUUUACCUCAAGAUGAUAGGAAAUGGUACCAAAGACCAAACUUGAGAAAGCUCAACUUUCUGAUUAUGAACUUCAUUCUCUAUGCAGCUGCCAUCGGGUACGAUUCUGCACUGACAAAUGCUGUUCAGGCCCUGCCUCAAUGGCAGGAGUUUAUGGAUAAUCCGACUGGAACCUGGCUUGGAUUCAUCAACGCUUGUCCUUUUAUUGGCACAUGUGCAAUUAUCUUCUUUGUUCCUUACUUUUGUGACAGAUUUGGACGGAAAAUUGUCAUUUUUGCUACCUCGUUUUUGAUCUGGGUUGGAGCCAUUGUGGCAGCUUCUGCAAAAAACCAUGUCUCCUACAUUAUGGGAAGAGUCAUGAUUGGAUUCUCAUUUGCUUGUAAUUACGCUGCUUCGUUGUAUAUCAAUGAAAUGGCGUACCCAACGACCAGAGGAAAGUUUUCUGCUGCUUACCACUCAAUGUUUUUCUUUGGGUCUCUGAUGGUGGCCUGGAUCGUUUUUGGUACCAGAUCUCUGCCAAACAGAAACAGUUGGAGAAUUCCACUGGCGCUACAGGCGUUCCUUCCAACGGCUCUUAUGCCCUCCCUGAUCAUGUCUCCUGAAUCUCCUAGAUGGCUGGCCUCUAGAGGAAGAAUCAGCGAAGCAAGAGAAAUUCUAUUGAAGUACCAUGCAAAUUACGAAGAGGAAUACGUUCCUCUUGUUGACUUGGAGAUGGCAGAAAUUGUGGCAGCCAUUGAAGCACAGAAAGCUAACAACGCAGUCACCUGGAAAUCUCUUGUGGCGACUCCAGGAAACAGAAGAAGAAUGUUCAUCGGAUGCUUUACUACCCUGUGUAACGCCUGGUGCGGCCUGGGUAUCGUCUCGUCUUAUCUCUCCACUGUGCUGAAGUCGGUUGGUAUCACCAGUGUUCUGCAACAGACACUGAUCAAUGGUUUCCUACAACUGUGGAACUGGCUCUGCGCAAUUACUGGUGUGCUAUUGGUUGAUAAACUAGGUAGACGGACUUUGUUUCUGAUCUCGAUGAUUGGACUAUUCAUCUUCUAUAUUCCAUUGACUGCGAUCACUGCCGUGUACCAGGAACAGGGAAAGAACAUUGGUCAGGCCAUCAUUGUGUUUAUUUUUCUCUGCUACGGGUUCAACGAUAUUGCGUUCACCCCGCUGGUUACGUCGUACCCUGCAGAGCUCUGGCCUCAGGCUACCAGAUCCAAAGGUAUGUUCUCUGCCAUGUUUGUUCUGAACGCCGCUACGUUCUUCAACAUCUUUGUCAACAGUAUCGCUCUUAACGCGCUCCACUGGAAAUACUACUGUGUUUACCUUGGAGUGCAGGUCGUUAUGAUCAUCGUUAUUUAUUUCACCUUCCCUGAAACCAAGGGCCACUCGCUGGAAGAAAUUGCCCUGAUUUUCGACAAGGACGAGAUUACUCAAAACACGCUCGGAGGUAUCCAGGUUAUCAAGCCUAGCGGAGAGAACGGAAAGAUUGCCGCAGUGGUUUCGGUCACGGAAGUCCCUGCUAGCUCGGAAAAUAUCUCACUAGUCUAA